AGAGAGGAAGAGGGGGCGGUGGAGACCCGCCCAGAACGCAGCCUAAGCAGCAGCUGCGUCAGGAGCAGCCAUUGGAAGGAGCUGUCUGCGGCGAGGAGUGCUGCACUGAGCAUGUUCGAGCCCAUCAGAGUCCAAGCUGCAGCAGCAGCAGCAGCAGCAGCCACAGCAGCAGGAGCCGCCUCGCAUUAUGCAAAGCAGCGGCUCCAGCAGAUGGAAGAGGGGCCAAACAAGAGCGCAUUUCCUUUCCUGCUGGGCAGUUUGCACAUCGGCCUGGCUUCCCCAGGAGUCUCUCCCAGACCAAGCCGGGGAAUGAAAACCUCUGGGAUGGCCUGACUGCAGGCUGGGCGGCAUUGCAGCGGGAUUGCAACAUGGGGAACCAGGAUGGCAAACUGAAGAGGAGUGCAGGUGAUGCCUCCCUAGAAGGAGGAGGAGGUGGCGGUGGCGGGGAGGAUGCUGUUGGGCCCAGAGAUGCUGAAGGCACCAAGAAGGGGAGCGGGGGCAAGAAGGCGCUGGGCAAACAUGGAAAGGGGGGAGGGGGAGGUGGCACUGGAGAGCCUGGCAAGAAGAAGAGCAAGUCAGACUCCAGAGCCUCGGUUUUUUACAACCUGCGGAUCAGGAAGAACCUAUCUAAGGGAAAGGGGGGCGUCGGUUCGCGGGAAGAUGUGCUGGACUCCCAGGCCCUGCAAACAGCGGAGCUGGACAGCGCUCACUCUUUGGUCACCAAGACCCCUGAUCUCAGCCUGUCUGCCGACGAAGUGGGCCUGUCAGAUACAGAGGGCACGGACCCUUUCGAAGUCAGUCGUCCAAGUGAGGCCGGGCCUGCAGGGCUCGGGGUUCAAUCUGCUAUAGAAGGGGAUCUGGAAGCAGCCCCUGGGGUGCAAGAUGGACAAAGGACCAGUUCAGGCUCAGAUACAGACAUAUAUAGCUUUCAUUCAGCCACAGAGCAGGAGGACUUGCUCUCAGAUAUUCAGCAGGCAAUUCGGCUCCAGCAGCAGCAACAGCAGCAGCACCAAGGUGGUGUGGUCAGCUCCGGGGACUCUUCAGUGCCCCUGGGCUCUGCUCCUCUCCAACCCGGGGCUUUCCUUGGCCUGGACCACUUUCUGUUGGGGCCUGUCAGUCGGGCUGGGGAAGCACCAGGGAGUCCAGACACGGAGCAGGCUGUAUCUGCCCUCUCUGACCUCCCAGACAGUUUGCCCCCUGAGCCUCCAGUGCAAGAGAAGCCACCUCCCCCUAGCGCAGUGGAUUGGGAGGUAACUGCCCCGGUGGCUACAACUCUGCCUGCAACCACAGACUCUCCUUCCACUGCCUUCCCCUUCCCAGAGCCAGGGUUGGGGGAGACUGCAACUGUACCCUCUGUUGAGGAAGCAGGAGACACAGAUGAUGAGGAUGAGGAUGCAUUUGAAGAUGCUCCCAGGGGUUCUCCUGGGGAGGAGUGGGAUAAGGGCCCCCAGGAGACUCCCUCUGAGGUAGGAGAGGAGGAGGGGGAAGUGCCAGAGGCAUGCCCAACGCCUCCCCAGAUGGACAGCCCUGCCCCCAGUCCCCGAUGCUUCAAGCCUUACCCACUGAUUAAUCCGUGUUACAUUAAGACCACCACUCGGCAACUUAGCUCACCCAACCACUCACCUUCUCAGUCCCCCAGUCAGAGCCCCCGGUUUAAGAGAAGGCCGGAGCCUUCUUUGAGCCGGGGUCAGAGGGCUACAUUGGCUUCCACUGCUGCCCAGGUCAAGAAGCACAAGGCAGGUGGCAGCAGCCUUGUGGGGGGACUCAGCCGCUCUGCUGACUGGACAGAGGAAGUGGAGAGGAGGGAGCCCAGGGUGGGUGGCUCAGCAGACCUCCUGGAAUGUGGGGCAGCCCAGGAAGGAUCUGCUGGAACCCCUCCAGCUCUGUCCAGAAAGUCCUCAGGAGUUCAGGCUGCCACUGAUGGUUUCCAGAAUGUAUUCACAGGGCGCACUCUGUUGGAAAAGCUGUUUAGCCAGCAAGAGAACGCACCACCAGAAGAAGCGGAGAAAUUUUGUUCUCGGAUUAUUGCGAUGGGUCUUCUACUUCCUUUCAGCGACUGCUUCAGGGAGCAGUGUAACCAGAGUGCUCAGCAAAGCUCAGCUCCAUUUGAUCAAGAUCAACUCUAUACCUGGGCUGCAGUCAGUCAACCCACACAUUCUCUGGAUUACACAGAAGAGCAGUUUCCAAGGAGAAUUCCCUCCAUCUGGCCUCCAGCCAAACCUCCUGAUGAAGAAUAUGGGCCCAAGGAGUCUGCAACAGAGGACACUGAAGAGAUUCAAGCUGCCAUUUUGGAAACACAGAAAAAGUGUUCAGAUGCUGUUCAACAGGAAACUUUUGACAUGAAAUCUGAGGAACAUGCGAAUGUGAUACAGCAGCUGGAACAGACAAUUGAAAAUCUGAGGACCAAAAUAGCUGAACUAGAGAAGCAAUACCCUACCACAGACAUAGAGGUUGUUAAUGGGAAACAAGUGGCUGAGAGGGGAAUGGCUGAAGGUGUCUGUUAUGAAGAUCUUCAAUUAAGUGAAGAAGAUGUAAGACAUCAACGGAUGUUACAUGUCAAAUCAGUACAGACUUCACCAACAGAGGAGGGCAGUGCAUCUGUAAUGCCUUUUGCUAACACACUGCCACAGCAUCUUCCACUCACUCAGGAGGGCAUAAAUGGACAGCCAACUGUGCCACUGACCCCUUCUGGACAUCAAACAAAGUUUUGCUCAGAGAUUUCUUUGAUUGUUUCACCAAGGUUAAUAUCUGUACAGCUUGAUGCAAAUCAAUCCAUACAGUGUGUAUCACAACCUCCACCACCUCCACCUCUCCCAGGUUCUGAUAAUCAAGAAAAGACUCUAAUACAGCCUUCCCCAACACCUUUUAUAACUGAAUGUGUGACCAGCCAUGAACGUUCCCUUCCCACAUCUUUUGAAAAUAGUCAUGUCAUUCUGCCUUCCUCACAUCUUACUGGCAGAGAACUGAAUCCUCCCCUGCCUGGUGCAGGUAUCCCACCACCACCUCCCCUGCCUGGUGUGGACAUUCCACCUCCCCCACCUCUACCUCUUGGUACAGCAACUUCCAUCUCCAUGCCUGGAUCAGGCAUGAUGAUUCCUCCCCCACCUCCUCUUCCUGACAUGACAGUACUACCUACUCCUACACCUCUACCUGGCUUGGAAAUACCCCCUCCUCCACCUCUGCCUGGUGGAGGGGUUCCCCCUCCUCCUCCGCCUUUGCCUGGAGUGGGGAUCCCUCCUCCCCCUCCUCUGCCUGGAGUGGGGAUCCCUCCUCCUCCUCCUCUGCCUGGAGUGGGGAUCCCUCCUCCCCCUCCUCUGCCUGGAGUGGGGAUCCCUCCUCCUCCUCCUCUGCCUGGAGUGGGGAUCCCUCCUCCUCCCCCUCCCCCUCCUCCUCCUCCUCCUCCUCUCCCUGGAGUGGGGAUCCCUCCUCCCCCUCCUCUGCCUGGAGUGGGGGUCCCUCCACCUCCCCCACCUCUGCCUGGAGUGGGGAUCCCUCCUCCUCCUCCUCCUUUGCCUGGAGUGGGGAUCCCUCCUCCCCCUCCUCUGCCUGGUGUGGGGAUCCCUCCUCCCCCUCCUCUGCCUGGUGUGGGGGUCCCUCCACCUCCCCCACCUCUGCCUGGUGUAGGGGUCCCUCCACUUCCACCUCUGCCUGGUGUGGGGAUCCCACCCCUUUCUGCACCUCCUUUGCCACCUGGAUCUGGUCUUCCACUUCCACCACAAGCUGGGGGCAGUGCAUUGCCAAACAUUAUGCUUCCACAAGUAUGUGGAUUCCUUCCUCCUCCAUUGCCAGCUGGCUUAUUUGGAAUAGGCUUGAGUCAGGACAAAGUGAGUAGGAAACAAGCAAUAGAACCUUGUCGACCAAUGAAGCCUCUUUAUUGGACAAGAAUUCAGCUACACAAUAAAAGAGAUUCUAGCACUUCUCUCAUUUGGGAAAAAAUUGAAGAGCCAUCCAUAGAUUGUCAUGAAUUUGAAGAAUUAUUUUCUAAAACUGCUGUAAAGGAGAGGAAGAAACCUAUUUCUGACACUAUAACAAAGACCAAGACUAAACAAGUUGUUAAGUUAUUAAGCAACAAAAGAUCGCAAGCAGUUGGGAUAUUGAUGUCAAGUCUUCAUUUAGAUAUGAAAGACAUACAGCAUGCUGUUGUGAACUUGGAUAACUCUGUGGUUGACCUGGAGACCCUUCAAGCCCUCUAUGAAAAUAGAGCACAGACAGACGAAUUGGAAAAAAUUGAAAAGCAUGGCAGAUCAUGCAAAGAAAAAGAAAAUGCCAAGUCUUUGGACAAACCUGAACAGUUCCUUUAUGAACUGUCACUAAUACCCAACUUUUCAGAGCGAGUCUUUUGCAUCCUGUUCCAGUCAACAUUUUCAGAAAGCAUUUGCUCAAUUCGUCGCAAACUUGAACUACUCCAGAAGUUGUGUGAGACAUUGAAAAAUGGGUCAGGGGUUAUGCAGGUUCUAGGUCUGGUUCUUGCCUUUGGUAAUUACAUGAAUGGUGGGAACAAGACUCGGGGACAGGCAGAUGGUUUUGGAUUAGACAUUCUUCCAAAGCUGAAAGAUGUCAAAAGCAGUGACAAUAGCCGGAGUCUUUUGUCGUAUAUUGUUUCAUAUUAUCUUCGAAAUUUUGAUCAGGAUGCUGGCAAAGAACAAUGUGUUUUUCCACUGCCAGAACCCCAGGACCUCUUUCAGGCCUCCCAGAUGAAGUUUGAUGACUUUCAGAAAGACCUUCGAAAACUAAAGAAAGAUUUGCGAGCCUGUGAAACUGAAGCAGGAAAAGUUUAUCAGAUGUCCCUAGAGGAGCACAUCCAACCUUUCAAAGAAAGUAUGGAGCAAUUCAUUAUUCAAGCAAAAAUUGACCAAGAAGCUGAGGAGCAUUCAUUGACAGCGGCUCAUAAAUGCUUUUUGGAAACUACAGCCUAUUUCUUCAUGAAACCAAAAAUGGGAGAGAAGGAAGUGUCCCCAAAUGUUUUCUUCAGUCUCUGGCAUGAAUUCAGUUCUGACUUUAAAGAUUUCUGGAAAAAAGAGAACAAACUUAUUCUCCAAGAAAGAGUAAAAGAAGCAGAGGAAGUGUGUAGGCAGAAAAAAGAAAAAUCUCUGUAUAAAAUAAAGCCGAAACAUGACUCUGGAAUUAAAGCAAAGAUAAGCAUGAAAAUCUGAUCACCUAAAGUCAGAAUGGAUAUAUCAUUGCCACUAUGUCAACAAAGUUCAAUGUAUUUAGGGGGGAAAGGAAACUACAUCAUUUGGAUCAUUGUUUUUCAUCUUGACCUAAGUCUAGCUUCUGUUUUCUUGACUGAUUCACUGAUCAAUUCCACUGUACUGUGCACAAAUUAAAUAUAAAAAGUAAAAUAAUUAAAUUUAUUGACCCAGAAAAUAAACUACUUUUUACAUUAAAAAAAACCACCUCGUUUUACAUGCAAUAUGUCCUCCUUUUGCGGCAAUCACUUGUAUAGUUUUAUUUGAGAUCCCCAAAUGUUCUUUAUCAUGAAACAACCAUUUUAGCACAUUGAUUUUUACGUGUAUCUUUGACUAACAGUGAAUUUUUCCUUGUUCAUUGCCUAAAAGUUUUAAGUAGAUUUAGAUCAGACAAUUUGCCAGGCUUGUGACACAGUGACACAUCUCUUGAAUACAUUUCCCUAACCUUUCAUGAUAUGUUAUAGUUCAAAGCAGUGGUUUACCAUCUCCAUUUGGUAAUUCCUGUAUUUGUAGAACAACUCUGUUUCUUAGUAUAUCAAGAUAAUUAUCAGACUUCAUCUCUCCCUCGAUGGGUAUAGACUUCUAAGUUCUCUGGAAGAUUUUUUUUAAAGUCUCCAAAAUAUUCUUUGCAGGUAAAUGUUUUACAGUGUGAAAAAGAAUUCCAGAUCUUACAGGCUCACAUGGACUUAUUUUAACACUGUUUUUGGAAUAGCCUUGAAAGAAAAAAAAUAAAUUUCAUCAACAAAAGAUAACAUUUCCCAAUCUUUUUGCAUUUGUUUUAUUUUACACAUAAUGAGCAUUAUUUAUUCAUAACAAUGGUUAGCACCUUAAUUUUAACCCUUUUGUUUUUACUAUUCUUCCAACUUCAAGAAGCAUACACAGCGUAGAGGAAUCAAUAUCAGAUGUUCGAGCUGGAAGCACCUCUCUCACAAGGUCUUUGCUUGUUUUUUUGAGGAUUAAGUAGGUUGUUAGAGAGCAAUUGUUUAUCAGUUUGGGUGCUUUGUUUUUAACUACAUUUCACUUUGCAUGUUGGUGUAAACUGAUAUUUAAUUUGAAGCUUGACUUAUCCUUGAUUUUCCCUUGUCAAAAGCUACUAAAAUAUCCCUAAGAGUAAUAGAAGUAUACACUUUAAGAGGUACAACUUUUACACAUUUUCUCAGAGUAAUACCUAUUCUUAAAAACCACUGAAUUAACAACAACAACAACAACCAGCAAUAUAGAGGACUGAAAUAUGUAUGGCACAAAAUCUAGCCUUCAAAUGAUAGUAAUCUGACUAAAUAUAAGGAAAUCUACUCAAUCCAUUUUCAUCUGGCUAAGGACUGAUGUUCUAAGUCAGCUUGAUGCCAACACAUAUCACAACUGUUAACCAUUCCAAAAUGAAACUAGAUCAAAAGUGCUAUUUUCCCUAAGUAAUUUAUAUGCCGCAUCACAACACAUUCAAAAGCAACAGCAAAAGUAACCCACUGAGUUAGACUAGCAGGAAUACCUUUUAUUUUAUUAUAUUAGAUCAUAUAAUAUUUUAUUUUAAAGCCUAUGGAUUAGUACCAGAAUACCAUAUAAGAAUACACAUAGGGCAGCAUCUACAAUUAUUCUAAACCUAGUGAAAAUUUAAACUUGAUUUUAAGCCCUUAAAUUGCUGUGAUGUGUAUUGUUUCCAUUUCCACUAGCAACUACACUCCACCACACAGCACUGAUAUUUGGGAAGGAAAAUGCUACUCCUAGUGAAUUACUUGCAUCAGUCUCAUGUCCACAUUUGUAUUCUUCAUUUUAAAUAUUUAAGUGCUGUCUACCCAGUAUAAUCAAUGCUUUCCCAACUCAUUGGUUGCUCUCCAUACCCAAAUAAUUGUGAAGAAGAUGAUUAUGGGUAUUUUUUUCCAAUUGCUAAAUUAUUCUAGAUACUGAAUGGGGUCAGGAGAGUUAGGAAGGAGGCCCAACCACAACCAAAAGAAACUGCUCUUUGCAAUUAACAGGAAAGCAAAGGAUUUUUCAUUUUAAUGAGGAUUUUUUUUAUCUAGUUUUAAAUGUUCUGUCCUAAAAGAAACUAAUGAUUUUCUUAGGUACAAUUAUUUAUUGUUUUGUUUUUUGUGGGGCAAUGGGGGUUAAGUGACUUGCCCAAGGUCACACAGCUAGUAAGUGUCAAGUGUCUGAGGCAGGAUUUGAACUCAGGAACUCCUGAAUCCAGGGCUGGUGCUUUAUCCACUGCGCCACCUAACCGCCCCUUAGGUACAAUUAUUUAGAAAUAACAACCUAUCUUUCUCAUUACUGUUUCAUAUACCAUCUCAAACGACCCUUUAAAAAUAUUUGGAAGGAAUUUAAAUGCCACAGAUUUCCACAGCUUGUGGAAAGAACUGGAAUAAAAUAAGCCCCUGAUUGAAUUUUAUUAUUUGCCACCUUCCAGGGUAUUUGAGCAACACUAAAAAGGAAUCAGAAAUGUCCUUGGCUCUUUCCCAAUUAAUAAUAUGCCAGGAUAAUUUAAAAGAUGCAAAAUGAGAAUGUAGUUUUAUUUGCUAUCAAAUAGAUUGUUUUUAAAUUACUUUAAAGGGGUUGUUUUUUUAGUUUUCUUCUAGCUUAGAGGAAAAAAAAUUGAUGGGCUUUAAAAAGUAUUAUGGUGGCAGUAGCCCUACCCAAGGUGAUUCCUUUAAAAAAAAGUAUGUGGUAAUAGUGUUUUGUGGUAAAAGGGGAUAAGUUUUGCUAUUUUGAGCCAGCUAUGGAUAGCAAUUAGAAAGCAUAGGCUACUUCAUAAUCACAUUAUUAUUUAUGUAAAGUAGAGUCUGAUGUUCUUAUAUUUGGGAUUUAUUUUAAGUGUAAAGAUAGAGUAGUUUGUUUAUUUUAUAGCCUUCCUGUUUCCCUCAACUACAUGUAUAUUACCAUACUACAAUGAAGUAAUAGGACAUUUAACAAGAUCAUCAUGUGCAAUACUGUAUUUAGUGUUUCUAUUUCAAUUUUUUCUAGAAUG
Messenger RNA from Dromiciops gliroides (monito del monte), 8145 nucleotides. It is a transcript of the gene FMN2, whose product is annotated as formin 2. The transcript is spliced from 19 exons. Bases 369 to 5153 code for a protein of 1594 amino acids. Gene Ontology annotation, biological process: intracellular transport. Gene Ontology annotation, cellular component: endoplasmic reticulum membrane; cytoplasm; nucleus. The record is from RefSeq and is a predicted model, not a curated record. Lineage: Eukaryota; Metazoa; Chordata; Mammalia; Microbiotheria; Microbiotheriidae.